AUGAGGUUGUACAAGAACGUUCUAGUCUAUGCCAUUUGUUGUACAGUUGAGAACGAAUGUAUUAAAGAUGUCCAGAAUCAACGAUGUUCUUAUUUCGUUAACGAUCGAAACACUGGGUAUGUUACUUUAUUAUGUUUUUUAUCUUUGUACAGUUUUAUAUCUGGUACUAUCGACGAUUACUAUAUUGCAAACAUUUCUCUUACCUAAAGAGUAUAAAAACUAUUACAAUACCCUUUUUUCCUAAAAAGUAUAAAAAACCCUAUUACAAUACAAAAAAGUACCGUAACCUUUUCAGUCGAGACUUUUAUAUUGACGAUGACACUAACUGGACUAACGAUGCCAACAAAAAGCCAGCUGUUUUGUUUCCAAGUAUAAGUGACAGUGAUACAUUCUUUACUCUUGAUAACUCCACUACUGUUGCUCCAGAUACACCAGGCCCUCCCGGCCCACCAGCACCACCAGGACCAUUAGGACAAUGCUGCGGCCGUUGGAGUUCUCUUUCGGUUUCCGGCAAGGCAACUAAACUUAUCGCAUAUCUUUUUGAAAUGAAUUAUAUCAGUCAUGUGGCCACUCUUUAA
Molecule: messenger RNA, 578 nt
Organism: Bursaphelenchus okinawaensis
Lineage: Eukaryota; Metazoa; Nematoda; Chromadorea; Rhabditida; Aphelenchoididae
Source: the annotation of a GenBank genome assembly